AUGACCGAUUACCUUCGGCAAACUUUCUUGGUGGUCCUGACACGCACUUUUUUGUUCGCAAUAUCUGGACAUCCGCCAUCAGUUCGACAACACCGCCGCCUCAAGGAACGCUACCAUCAAUCAGUCAAAAUGGUCAACGUUCCGAAGACCCGCCGCACCUACUGCAAGGGCAAGGCCUGCAAAAAGCACACCCAGCACAAGGUCACCCAGUACAAGGCCGGAAAAGCAUCUUUGUUCGCUCAAGGAAAGCGUCGUUACGACCGCAAGCAGUCCGGUUAUGGUGGUCAGACCAAGCCCGUGUUCCACAAGAAAGCCAAGACAACCAAGAAGGUCGUGCUCAGAUUGGAGUGCACCGUGUGCAAGACGAAGGCACAACUGUCGCUGAAGCGUUGCAAGCAUUUCGAGUUGGGUGGUGACAAGAAGACGAAGGGUGCUGCUCUUGUGUUCUAA
Molecule: messenger RNA, 450 nt
Organism: Exophiala dermatitidis NIH/UT8656
Lineage: Eukaryota; Fungi; Ascomycota; Eurotiomycetes; Chaetothyriales; Herpotrichiellaceae
Product: 50S ribosomal protein L44e
Exons: 5
Coding region: 1-450 (149 amino acids)
Biological process (GO): translation
Cellular component (GO): ribosome; cytosolic large ribosomal subunit
Molecular function (GO): structural constituent of ribosome
Source: RefSeq, a predicted model, not a curated record